This is a messenger RNA of Clupea harengus (Atlantic herring), 3915 nucleotides long. It is a transcript of the gene hgfa, whose product is annotated as hepatocyte growth factor a. Lineage: Eukaryota; Metazoa; Chordata; Actinopteri; Clupeiformes; Clupeidae. Gene Ontology annotation, biological process: proteolysis. The record is from RefSeq and is a predicted model, not a curated record. Gene Ontology annotation, molecular function: signaling receptor binding; serine-type endopeptidase activity.
UCCAAGGACACAUUCUCUCCACAGAUAAGUGUUAUGUGUGUUAUGGCUAAAUAUUUUUUUCCUGUUGAACACUCAAGGCGACGGUGAAUAUCACCACAUUAGUACGCAGUGGCGGGACAAUAUUCAGCAGUCACUACUCCUCCCCUCGUUGAAAUACUGCGAACCACACGGGACGGGAACAUCGACAUCAUGUGGAUUUGCAAAGCCUUGUGGUACAUUGUAGUUGCUGUCACAUUAGAGGGCAGGGAACAGAUCCUGCAGAAGUUUCAGAAGAUCGGGGACACCAGACUCUUGUGUCCAGACUGCUCGCUGCCCAUUAGAGUCAAAUAUAACCUCUCAGUUGAUAACUGUGCUCGUAAGUGCAGCAGGAACAAGAAGACUUUCACCUGCAGGGCGUUUUACUAUGAACAUCAGAACAAGAAGUGUCACCUACUUCCCUUUGAUCACUACAGUCCAGGCACCCAGAGGGAACGCACGGCUCACCACGAUCUUUACGAGAAGAAAGAGGGUAGGGAUCAGACACUCCAAAGGUACCUGAAGACCGAGGCAUCCUGGCUGUGGUGCAUAGAUUGCUCUCCCUCCGCAAGGGUCAGAAAGAAUCUCUCUCUGGAGGAAUGUGCACAAGAGUGCAGCAAGUCCAGGAGGAAGGUUGUUUUCACCUGCAGGGCAUUUUACUUUGACCACCUAAACAGGAAAUGCCACUUGCUUGCCUUUGACCGCUACAGCCAAGGGACUAGGCUUGAACACAAAGAAAAACACAACCUUUAUGAAAAGAAAGAAUUUGUGAGAGAGUGUAUCCUUGGCAACGGAGAGAACUACAGGGGCAGAAAAGCUGUCACCAAGUCUGGGAUCCCAUGUCAGUCCUGGGCAGCCUCCAUUCCUCACGAACACAAUUUCCAGAGGCACAGUAAGAAGAAAGACCUCCGUGAUAACUUCUGUCGCAACCCAGAGGGUGAGGCCUCCGGUCCGUGGUGCUUCACCAGUGACCCAGCCAUCCGCCACCAGGAGUGUGACCUGCCUCAGUGCUCCGAAGUAGAGUGUGUGGUAUGUAGAGGGGAGGGAUACAGAGGCCCAGUGGAUCACACACAGAGUGGUUGGGAAUGCCAGAGAUGGGACACACAGUGGCCACAUAAGCAUGACUUUCAGCCUAACAGGCAUCCUAAUAAAGGCCUGUCUGAUAACUACUGCCGAAACCCAAAUAACGAUGUGCAGCCCUGGUGUUAUACCAUGGACCCUGAGAAGCGCUGGGAGUAUUGCAACAUCAGUGUUUGUGACUAUCAUAAUGAUACGACUGUGGACACAACCACUUCGUGUUAUCGAGGUCAAGGAGAAAACUACAGAGGCAGCAUGAACAUAACCUCCAUUGGGGUCCCCUGUCAGCGCUGGGACCUGCAGUUCCCUCAUAACCACACCUACACCCAACAGAAUUACAAAUGCAAGGAUCUGAGAGAUAAUUUUUGCAGAAAUCCUGAUGGGGAUGAGAGCCCCUGGUGCCUCACCACUGACCCUUCUGUGCCCAGAGCCCCCUGCACCAACAUCCCCAGGUGUGAGUCGGACACGUCACACAGCACAGAUUGUUACGAAGGCAGUGGUGAGACAUACCGUGGUAACCUAACCAAGACACGCUCUGGAAUUCCCUGUGGCUAUUGGGCUGACCAUGACUAUAGUGAUGACACACGUUCAGCAGCUGGGUUGGCCCUGAACUUGUGCAGGAACCCCGAUGGGGACAAACACGGCCCCUGGUGCUACACAACCAACCACUCCAUACCAUGGGACUACUGCCAACUACAGCACUGUAAAACGCCAUCAACAAAAGUCCACCCAAAACUCAGCAUGCCAAAGCCUUCAUGUUUCAGUCACAAAACCACCCGGAUUGUUGGAGGCACUAUUGCUCAGAGGGAUGGCAGCUGGGUGGUCAGCAUCCAGAAAAGAAGUGUCCACUGGUGUGGUGGGACACUGAUCAGAGAGGAGUGGGUUCUUACUGACCAGCAGUGUUUCUCUUCAUGUGUUCCUGACCUGUCGGAGUACAGUGUGCUGGUCGGCCUCCUCCACCUCAACCUCUCCUCCCAGAGACCCGUCCUCCGUAUAGCACAUGUGGUCUGUGGGCCGGAGGGCUCCAACCUGGCUCUGCUCAAACUCUCACAGCCAGCUCCACUAUCAGAUACAGUCAGGACUCUUCAACUGCCUGUGGUGGGGUGUGAAGUGAAGGAGGGGUCCUUCUGCCUCAUGUAUGGGUGGGGAGAAACUAAAGGGACAGGACACGAGGGACAUAUGAAAGUGGUUAGUCUUCCCAUUGUCAGCAAUGACAGAUGCUCCUCUAUCCACAAUGGCAGUCUGCCUAUCACAGAGACCAAGCUGUGUGCUGGAGGAGAGAAAGAUAAAGGAGUCUGUGAGAAAGACUACGGCGGCCCUCUGGUUUGCCAGGAGCGGGAGAGCAAAGUCAUAAUGGGAGUGAGCAUCCAUGGCCGUGGCUGUGGCAUUGCCCAAAGACCUGCCAUAUUUGUGAACGUGCCUUUUUAUGCAGACUGGAUACGUAAAGUUUUUAUACGCUUCUCUGAAGUCAGAAACUAUUAGACUAGCAAACUCUGAAACUGUAAUAACAUCCAAACUUUGGACCUCUAGAUUUUCUUUGGAACAACCUCAAGUUGUGUGUUAUUGCCAUAGAGGCAGACUCUGCUCUGAAUUAAUUCUGUACAUGCAGCAGUGUAUGGCUUAUGAAGAUGCAAUGAUAAAAAGGAGAUGAGUAUUGAGAGGAAGGAUGCAAGGACUCAGAGAGGGCUGAAGUGCACACAUGGAAAUGACUUGCUGUGUUCUUUCCUCUUCAGCAGGCAUGUAUACAAUAUCGCUUUUGGUGGAGGUACACACAUUUUCAUGUCCAAAGUUGAAAUGAUGUUGCAGGAUUGUUCGGGUCAAAUGACUUGUAAAUGUUCACAUGUAAACACUCGUCAUCAUUAAGGGGCUUUGAAUAAUGAUCUGUGUAGUGUCUCUGGUCAGUGAUUCAGAAGCUUUCUGUAAAUAUUUGUUCACAAAAAUGCAAAUUGAAUUCCAGUCGGGAGUUUACGGCAGGCCCAGAUGGGCUGUGUGGCGUGUAAAUCUGUGCAUAGUAUUGUCUUAUGGUGCAUUCAUGGCACUCCCUGUGUUCAGUUUGGGUCUUAUAGAUCUAGCUUGCUUAAAGCAACAAUAUGUUUGUAGGUUUUUACCAAUUUUAAGGUAAAUUUAUGUAGGUAGCUAGUUCUGUAACAUCCUCAAAUUCAGUCAUUCCUGCUAGCCAUAGUUUUGUGAUUGUGGGCAAAGAAACCACUCUCAAAUGAAAGAACAACUUUACAUCAUGACUUAAAAAUAUAUUUAAGUAAUAUGUUUAAUAUAAACACUUAUAGUGCCAAAUACAUCUGUCAGAAACAAGCUGUUUUUUUUAGCAGAGCCGGCUGACUGCCAGCUCAGGAUAUUAUAUUGUUUGCCCCACACAUUGCAUACAGUUCACUGAUAAUGUCAAGAAUAUAGUCCACAGGCCUGAGCUUUGAUCACAUAAUAUUUCAAUAUAAAAAGGGUAAGCUGGUUAUUUGUAGUGAUAUACCUUUGUUUGUUUUGCCAAAACCGUGUUCAAAACAGACAGUGUUUGAUAUAGAAAGUUGUCAUUUGUUGCCCCAACAUGCCCCAAACUCAUGAGUUAUAUUUAUGACUUUUAUACUUUCAUUUUAUAUAAUCUUGUGGAUUAUAUAGUAUAUAUGUUGCAAUGAGUGAUUACCUCUUCUCUUCACUGUAUAUACUUUUAGUUCUGUAUAUGGUCAACUCAAACUUGCCCCUAUUUUAUUUGAAAACAACAAUGAUGGAAACAUUUUCAGGAACACGUAUGGUAUACCAUUUCAAUAAAAAUAAUGGAUAGGUUUAUGUGUGUUUUUAAUAAAAUGAUGCUUA